AUGACAACCCCAUCCCCCGACCAAAUCAAAAUCCUCGAACAAUCCCGCCAACGCCUCGUCCAACUCACCCACUCGCUGGGCUCCCUCAUCACAAGUCUAAACCAGUCCGACCCAUUACCUUCAUGGACCUCCCUCCAAUCCCAGGCCAGUAUCAUUUCCUCGAACCUUCAAUCCCUAUCGACCCAACUUUCCGAAAACCAUGACCUGCUACGAAGUAUAUCCGCGUACCCAUCGCCCGACUUCCCGACCCGCACGCAAGGGAAUAUCCUCGAGCAGCUAUUGCGCACGAAACUUGAUCCCAGAGUUGAGGAUUGGGUUGCGCGCGGCCGAAAAGCGGAUAUUGUUUCCCCUCCCUUCAUUCCCGGAACUGCUGGGAUGGGUACGGGUAUGAUUGAUAGCAAGAAUAAUGGGGGCGGGGGUGGACUGAGCGAGGGUGAUUUGGCGGCGUUGUGGGAGUGGGCGCCUGUUGAGGCGAACUCGGAGGCGAGGAGGAGGAAUUGGGGAGGGAAUUUUACCUUGGAGGAGAGGGAGCGCGGGGUGCAGGAUGUUGCGGCGGAGUUAGGCUUGCGGAGAGUCUUGGAGGAUGAUGAGGAGAGCGAGGAGGAAGAGGACGAGAUGGACCUUGGUGGGUUUGGAAAAUCGGAAGAUGCUGGGGGUGAUAAUGCGGCUGUCGCGAUGGGAGAGCAGGCGCCUACUUCGCCAUUGGUGCCCAUGGAUGAGAUUCUACGGUAUAUGACUACGGGUGUACUGCCAGCACUGCGGUAA
Aspergillus versicolor CBS 583.65 is the source of this 765-nucleotide messenger RNA. It is a transcript of the gene med8, whose product is annotated as RNA polymerase II mediator complex subunit MED8. Gene Ontology annotation, cellular component: mediator complex; core mediator complex. The transcript is spliced from 2 exons. NCBI's taxonomy places the organism in Eukaryota, Fungi, Ascomycota, Eurotiomycetes, Eurotiales, Aspergillaceae. The coding region runs from base 1 to 765 and encodes 254 amino acids. The record is from RefSeq and is a predicted model, not a curated record. Gene Ontology annotation, molecular function: transcription coregulator activity; RNA polymerase II cis-regulatory region sequence-specific DNA binding. Gene Ontology annotation, biological process: regulation of transcription by RNA polymerase II.